Poecile atricapillus (Black-capped chickadee) is the source of this 1499-nucleotide messenger RNA. RefSeq lists its product as uncharacterized. The transcript has 4 exons. The record is from RefSeq and is a predicted model, not a curated record. Bases 1 to 843 code for a protein of 280 amino acids. NCBI's taxonomy places the organism in Eukaryota, Metazoa, Chordata, Aves, Passeriformes, Paridae.
AUGCCUUUCUUCUGCCAGAAAGCUCUCUAUCAUAAACUAGUCUCCAUAUGGCUUUGUCCUAAAGGAACAAAAAGAAUUAAUGGAAGUUCAGUUUCCAACAACAGUGAGGCACUGUCUUUCCGCUGCAGGCCGGCUCCCCGGCUGGGGACACCCCGCUGCAGGGAGCGGUACCACAUCCCCCUGAGCAGCUCCGGAGGAGCGGCCGCUCCCACUCACCGCCCCGUCGGCCCGGCGCGACCCCCAGCUCUCUGCUGCAACGGCCGCGGGACGAACGGCUCCAUCCCCUUCCGGGGCCGAGCGCCGCUCUGCCUGCUGGGAGUUGGAGUUCGGGCCGGGCGCCGGCGCUCCACACUCGGGACACAGCCUCGGCCUCCGCGGGCGCAGUGCUCGAGGAGCGGAGCAGGGGAGCGGCAGGCGGAGCUGAAGGUGCUGCUUCAAAAUGUGCAAAGUUUGUCUACCUCUGUCCAGAGCAAGUGGGACUUGAAGUUUCUCUUCAGAAGACUGUUCAAGACUGUUCACCAGGAGAUUCCCAAGACCGGACCAUGCUCCAUCCCGCACCUUUUACCUACACACAGUGAAUGUGAUGGCUGCUGCUUGGAUGCUGCUUCACAGCUGCUACAAGGUGAAUCCCAAGGGCCUGCUGGGCCCCAGGUAUCGCAGAUCCUGGUCUACUCAUGCAGUAAUUCCCAGGGAAUCCAGGCCCUGCUGCCAGCUUCUGCUCCAGGGAACUGUUGCAGCCUGCAGUCCUGGAAGUGCCAUGUCCAGGUAUCGCAGCCCCCUCCUUCCUGGUGCCACAGGGAUAUUGAGAGACCACCAGCUAUUCACGAGUCUUCACAGAAGUAAAAGUAAACGCCAUUUAUUUCUAUCUUUAGCACACCUUUUAUAGGGUUUUACAGGGUCUGCGGGCUAAGCAAGUUCCUAUUGGCUAAUUCACACAGGUUUACAUUUUCUUCUCCUGUACACAAGGAUAUUGUUUUGCCUUAUUCUCUCUCCUGCAGGAAAGUUCCAAGGACUUUAAUAUCAUGACUUAUUCCAGAAGCUGGUUUGUGCAGACAGGCCUUUACUAAUAUAUCAUGCCCACCUUCUGUUAAAAUAUUAUCUACACAGGGAUGGCAGCAGCACUGUCCUCCGUGUGUCCUCCUGCUGGGUUUUUGGGAGUGUAGGGUCCCUUGGUGCGCCCUAGUACACCUGGGCUAGGUGCUCAGCUGGUUCUUGUCCCUCCAGAGCUCCUUCCUACUCCACGAUCCAAGUGUCACAGCCCCCUCCCUUGUAGUGCCACAAGGGUGGCAGUGACUGUGACCAUGUCCCCCCAUGGGGUUCUUCAGUGCUUCCCAACACACCCAUGCUAGGUACUCACCUGUUUCUUUCCCAGAGUGUGGCUAGCCUGAUGGAGUAAAGACAGCAUGAGAUGAAGGAGAACAAGUGCAUGCUGUGGCUGGGGGUGGCCUGGUGUGGUGGGUCCAGAGCCUCCACUGCCAUGUCCAUGAGUCUAUGUUCCA